AUGUCCUCCACUUCCUCCUCCCCUCUGCGCGCCGUCUACACCGCCCCUCAAUCGACGCACACAUUCGAGCACCGCCUCACCUCGUCUCCCUCGCAGGACGUGCAAGCCAAAGUGACGUAUCUCUCCGAGCUGCGCAAGCUCGUGCCGACGCUUCAGAACGACAUCAACGUCUUCCUGACCGAGCGCAUGGAAGAAGACAAGAAACUGGCGGAGGCGCAGGGCCAGAAAAUUUCGGCCAAGGAAGCCCAGGAGGAAGAGAACUACGGAGAAGAGGUGGUUGAGGAGGAUGAAUGA
Aspergillus melleus is the source of this 294-nucleotide messenger RNA. RefSeq lists its product as uncharacterized. The transcript has a single exon. The record is from RefSeq and is a predicted model, not a curated record. The coding region runs from base 1 to 294 and encodes 97 amino acids. Lineage: Eukaryota; Fungi; Ascomycota; Eurotiomycetes; Eurotiales; Aspergillaceae.